CCGAUCCGUUCCAACUGCGAAGUUCCUCUCGACUCAAUUAUAAAUCGUGAAAAAUGCUCGAAAUCAGUGAAAUCUCUUUCUUUUACGUACACCAAUCAAAAGUUUGAUAAGUGAAGUGUGAGCUCUGAUUUAAAAACUUUAGAAUUUAUUGAUGGUUAAGAUGUUGAGCUGUGAAAACUAAUUGCGCUUUGUUGCAAAGCUUUUUAAAACGACAGUGAGCACCGACUACUUGGAUUUAAAUUUUUUUAAGGUUUGUUCGUGUUUGAGAACUUCUUCAAUCAUGGCUCCAAAGAAAAAAGGAGCAGCUUCCAAAAAGCGGGCAGUGACCGUACGGAAAGGAAAAACAAGCGUUGAACAAUUGAAGGAAACUCCCACGGUAGAACCGGUCCCGGUGCAAGCGGAGAACGAUUCAGUUAUAAUGGUUCUUUCCAGUGUGGAGAAUACACUGAUUAACGAAGCUGAUCCGUCGGUGAUGUAUCUAUCAACCUUGGAAGUGAACGGACGAGCCACCCGAUUGACUAACGUCGAUAUGCUGCUGGAAGAUUCUGAUAUGAUCCUCCGUCGUAGUUCGAGAUCAUUUGCAGGUGAGCAAACCAACAUGAGUCUGAUUAAUAUCGAUCAGACGCCAGUUAUACAUCGUGAUCGGCCAAAGUCAUCGACCAUUAGACAGACGAUGCUCCCAGCACCUGUGGAUCGUUUAUCGAUUCCUAUCCCGGUUCCGACAGAAGAAAUACCCUUCAGAAAACCAUCAGAACGGAAACGGAGCAGCAAUCGGCUCGUAUUUUCCGGUGAAUUUUGCACCAUCACAAAAAGGCAGCAAAAAAGCCGCAUAAGACCUGCGCUGGUAGAGAAUCGAGCGAAUAUAUCAAUGGUUAUGGAAGAACUUCCAGGCGAGCAAACUAAUAUCGAAGAAAAUUCUGCUAUUGCGGCAUUUCCUAACGCAAAAGAAUCCAUGAAAGAAAAAAGUCCAGUUGUAGAAAAAGAGGACAAUCAUUUACCUGAAAAUAAAAAACUGAAAUCUGCUGAAAUACACAGUAAAUUGAAGAUAAAUAAACGCGCUACCAACAGGAAAAAUCAGGCGGCAACCGAUGAUAAUGAUCUUCUACUUUCCAAGGAGAAUCUUUCUUCAACGGAGAGUGAAACUAAAAAAACUGGCGCAAACAAACAGAUGAAAUCGAAACUAGUUGAAGAUAAUUCACCUGAAGAGUUAGUUCUUUCAACGCGACCGGUCAGAAAUAAAAGCCGGAAUCGUCGGUUUUUCACUGAUGAAUUUGAAACCGAACCAUACGGACUAUCGAAAAAUAAAUCAGUAAAACAACUCAAAGAACCAAGGGUUCAAGAUAAAAGUAAAAAUCCAAUUCAGAAACCGAAUGCUGAGGAAAUUGUAACACCAGUUGCUGUUUCAGAUAAAAACGAAGAUGAAAAAACAACUUUGCAACCGUCUGUUUCGCGCAGUCGAUCAAAAACGAAAACGUCUGCUAUCGAAAGUUUCGAGGAGCUGCCCCCAUCGAAACGUAUGCGAACUAGAUCAGCUUCGAGAGGAAGACAGCCAGCACUUCGAGUUCAAAAUGCCAACAAGGUAGCAUCUAAUUCGGACAAUUUGAGUAGUGAACCAGUUUCAACAUCCACCCGAGGACUAAAUCGAAAAUCUUUGCAAAAUUUAGUCUCUGAAAAUGAUCUUCAUUCCAAAGUAUCAGUUCGGCGGAGAAGAUCAAAGAAAAAUGACGAUCAAGCUAUGUGCACUUCAUCCAUUUCGUCUUCGGAUGAUUGCAAUGACAAGGAAAAUUCUCAGCAUUCAAAUGUCGCACAGAGAAAACGUUCGAAACCAACUCCAGUCCAAUGCAAUCAGGAAAUUAUUACCGCGGAGCCCGUUGCAGUACGUAAUUCUCUUCCCGAAGAAUCUGCGUUCGUUGCUAGAAGAAAGCGCCCUCGCGAAAAUACCGACAAGCUUAUCGAAGAAUCUGCACAAUCGACCGUCACAAAUCGUCGCCAAAGUCGUAGCAAAACCGUGCAAAAACCGAAUAUUGAGGACACUGCACACUCGACUGUAACGGUUCGCAGUCGAAGCAAAUCAGUUCGAAGGACGCAAGAUGCUCCGAAAAUCUACCGAACUCGGAGCAAAUCCGCAUCGCGUCCGGUACCAUUGGAAAAUUCAACAGUAAAACCCUCCGCUAAACGUAGCAUUGUCAAUGAACCGAUGGGGGGAAAUCAAACAGAAUCUCCACCAAAAGUAACACGUCGCUACCGAGAUCGAAUUCGUAUCGUAGAUUUCGACAAACCUUCCAAACCAAGUGCACACCGUACUCGAAGCCAAUCUGUGAGCCGCGCAACUGCUGUCGUUGAAGAUGUCCCCGUCACAACUAAAAUGACGCGUAGCGCUUCGGUUCCGCGACAGCUCAACGAAAGUGGCUCUCACAUUCCCAUCUAUCGACAGUUAACCACAGGUACAAAUUCCAACAACAAUCAGAGUAAACGGAAGCGAACUACCAGCUUAUCCACGAAUCUAAUACUUUCGCCUGAACCCGUUAUUGGUGGGGACAUUUACGCUUUCGAUUCCCCCAGUCAGUUCACUGGUGAUAAUAAACUGACCUCCAAAAAACAAAAGUCUAAACCAACUCAGGAACGAAGUAAGAAUAACUCGAGUAAUGCUAGUAGCAGCAAACGAAAAACACCUUCCAAACGGCCACAACACUGUUUGUUCGGUACCAAUAUGAAACAAAUUUCCAGUGUAGUCAAAAAAAUCGGUGGUGGUCCUGUACGGCGGAAAUCCGAAGCCAGCGAGAAAAUGGAAGCUCUUCCGCAAACGGCGACUUUGGCUGCUUUAGUGCAAACUUCGAAACCGAUUACUUCCGGGCAACAUCCACCAAAUCAGCGGAGUGUUGCGAGACCUGAAAACCAACUGCCUCCAGAAGAUGAUCACGAUUACGAUGAUCAUUUUGAUGCUGCUAGCAUUCCACCUAUGGAAGUUCCGGUUCCCCUUUCUCCACCAUCGGUUGCUCACCCUAGUGAACAUCUUCCACCAGUUAUCAAUCGUGCAAUCCUGCCAAGACUCGGUGGGCCACAACAAAUGGGAACACCCGAUCGCAAUACGCUCAACUUUUCUCCGAUUGGAGCAUCCUCUCCGUGGCGAAUUCAGGACGAAAACGUGCUCCCGAAAACGUUCUAUUAUGCCCGGUCCAAAGAUCUGCUUCCCUCCUACGAGAGUGAUGUUGUGAUUCAGGACGUAGCACCUCGUCCCAAAACACCCACCCAACAGCGAUUUGUGCAACCGGCAGCCCCUCAGGCCGCCAGUAAGAACCCGGAUCUGUUGUUCCAAAGCAUCCAAAAAUCCUACGAACAACUGAAGUUGACCAGUGAAAUGAGCGAAAAGCUCAUUACAGCAAUGCGCAACUACAAAACAUCGAUGCACAAUCAAACGGCAAAUUUGCGAAACGAAACUAAUCGAUCACAGUCGGAAGAGGAGCUCCUUUUUGCCAAAUUCCGGGAGUACGAGGAAAACAUGAAAAAGACUUACCAAAAGUUGCGCCAGUGGUACGAACGUUCGUACAAAACGUUGGCUAGCUCUAUGAAAACCAUUGAAAAGGCUUCUGGAGUUGUAAAAACCCAGGCCCAAAAACAGGUGCUGGUUAACUUUCAUCGGGAUUCGCAACGCUUCGUCACCAUGAUCAGCGAACUGGAAUCGGCAAUGAACGAUUCCAACAUUGAAAAUGUGUCACCUGUAAAAUCCUCCAACAAAGCACCAUUCAAAGAAAUUAUUCUCUCGGAGCGGAAUCUCGGAAAUCCUAAACGAAGUCCUUUGAAAACACUGGAUAUCGUGAACAUUUCACCGAGACUGUCACCUAUAAAAUCACCGCUCGUGAAAGCAUCCUUUCCGGCGGCUCAAUCUGAUUCACUGGCUAGAAGUAGAGACCGUUUUUCGCGGCUUAGCCUAGUGAGACCUCCUUCGAUAGCUCCACCGAGUUUGGAGCCAAGUUUAAUUGAAAUACCUCCGCAAAACCAGAAAAAGGACAACCUUUUCGGCUUCGAUUGUGAAGAUUCCCCUGAAGAAGAGCAGCAACCUCUCGUUGAACCAACACCGAUAAAAAUUACGAAAGAAACUCUCAAAGAACGGUUGCAAAGUGUCCGCAAGUUGCUUCCACAAAGGCCGCCAACCACCAGUGCCCAAAAAACUACACUCCCACUGCCGAGACAGCAAAGGCUUCCCAAUGUGUUCAGCAGCCCGGCUACGGCGCAGCACAAACGGCUACAAUCGAUCCAGACCGCCUUCACAUCGACACCGUUGGCCGAGAAACGUAGCAGUGCGUCACUCCCGCUAGAAGCGGCAAAUGUUUCGGCCAUCGAAGAACCAUUGCCAUCGACCAGUAGGAACCAAGAAGCGGCACCGCAGCAGCAUCGAGUCUCGUUGGGAUUGUUCCGGGAUAACCAGGAACCGGAAACCUCCUUUACCAGUGCUGCUAAUCGAACGUAUACCCGGGUGCCAAAGCGUAAUCCCAAACGGAAGCGAAACAUUUACCUAGCCGGACUGGGUCUAAGCGAUGAUGAUGAGGACGAAGACGAAGAGGAGAACAACAACGCAGGAGAUGCGAUCGAUGUGGAUGAGCUGGAGGAGGUGCAAGUCAAAAAGCGGCGUGUGGCAACGCACAAGAAAAAGAAACCCGUUGAAGAGACGAACGAGUUCAGGAAGUUCGUAACCGACUUCAACAGCAUGUGCGAGGAGGUGAACCGAUACCAGUUAGUGAUUGAAAAACCGAGAUCAACCGAGGUCAUCUAGGAUCACCAAUCAGCCAAGCAACAAACCGGAAGAAGAUGCGGUCCAUGGUCCCGCAAUUCAUCCUGAAUGCAUUUAUAGUACUAUAGCCAUGACUUUAUUUUUUAAGCGUAAACUUCCUACCUUUUUUCUAAAACAUUCGACAAGUUAGAGAUAUGUUUUGAGAGCAUUUUCUUUUUUAAUAAGUAUUUAGGAGCACAGACAAGUCUCGACAAGCACAUGAGAAAUCAGGAUUCGAAUCGUAGUUUUUAAAUUGGUUGCAUUUUUAUUCUGAAGUAAGUUUUAUUUUAUCCAAUUUUUACUCAAUUUCUUCGCGAGAAAUGUAUCUAUAAUUUUCUAAGACAAGCAUGAUUUCAGUUGUACGGAUUUCGUUAAUAAAGUCAUUUUUCUGUACCUUUAAAAAAGAGGACAAAAUUUCACUGAAACAUCCGAACUUAUCAUUAAAUGUAAAAAAAAGUAUGUUCACGUGAACAAUGAUCAUUUUAGAGUUCAAUGCGCUCGAAGAAUAAGAGUUUUUGUUAAAAUGCGGCCUAAUGCGCUCGGAAGUUUUUACAAAUAUUCAAUCAUGAAAAUAAACAGAGUACAAUUGAUUUUGUAGGUGCCUAGCAGUGUUUCGCUAAAAAACUGACCAACUUGAGACGUCGUUUAAUACCUAGCAAAAAAAACUUUAAAUUCUGCAAAAAUGCAGAUUAUCUGAGAAAGAGCGCGAGUAGGUAGAUACUCACUACUUAAUUUAUGUCUUGAAAAUUAAAAAAAUAGGUGGUCAUUUUCUAAGGAUUUCGGAUAUUAUUUUCAAAAAAUAAACCGGGAUUUGAAUUUAUACUCUCUAGAGGGUUCUAGCUUUUUAUAUAUAUACCUAUAUAUGUACUUUUUCCAACUUGUCGAGGAGUCAAUUUGCUCAGUUGAAUCAAGUUCAUCGCCAAUGCGACUGUAUUAUGAUGAGUGUUUAUUCUCUUUGUUCAUUUUUGAGGAAUCACAAAAAAUUUGUACAUAAGUAAUAAAAAUUCGAAUAUAGUAAACAAUAGCAAAAAUAAAUACACACUU
Molecule: messenger RNA, 5812 nt
Organism: Uranotaenia lowii
Lineage: Eukaryota; Metazoa; Arthropoda; Insecta; Diptera; Culicidae
Exons: 6
Coding region: 281-4771 (1496 amino acids)
Source: RefSeq, a predicted model, not a curated record